Alexandromys fortis (reed vole) is the source of this 905-nucleotide messenger RNA. RefSeq names its product trem-like transcript 4 protein. The transcript has 3 exons. The record is from RefSeq and is a predicted model, not a curated record. Gene Ontology annotation, molecular function: signaling receptor activity. Gene Ontology annotation, cellular component: cell surface. The annotation marks the transcript as partial. NCBI's taxonomy places the organism in Eukaryota, Metazoa, Chordata, Mammalia, Rodentia, Cricetidae.
UGGAGGAGCCACAGGGCUGCACAGGACUUGUUCAAUUUCCCUCUUGUUCUCGUAGGUCCCAGCUUCCUCAGCAGUUCACCCUGCACUGGCUGUGGGGGCUGCCUGGACCCUGCCCUGCCCUGGUCUCCUCUCCUCAGAGCAUCCCUACCUCCUUCCAUGCUUUCUCCCCUACAGCUUGAGCAGAGGACCUAUGGCCUGGGAGGACACAUACCUGCUAUCCCCCAUCCUGCUGGUGCUCCUGGCCUCAGGCUCCUGGACAGAAGAUGCAGAGUUACUUCCAACAGUGGAAGGCCAGACAAUUUUUGUGAAAUGCCAGUACAAUAGCAGCCAGCACCUCAAGGAGAAGAUUUGGUGUCAGAAAACACAAACAGAAAGUUGUAAAGUGUUAGUGUCCAGUCUCAGCACAGACACACAGUGGCCUAAGUUCUUCAUCCAGGAAUAUCCAAAGUCUCACUUCUUCACUGUCACCAUGACUACACUCACGGUGAGAGACUCGGGUCUCUAUUUCUGUGGGAUCUAUGACAACCACAGAGCAAUUGCUGUUCUCAGAAGAUUUUACCUGGUGGUGUCAAAAGGCUGUUGCACAGAGGACACAGAGUUGUUGCAAGCAGUGGAGGGCCAGACCUUUCUUGUGAAUUGCCGGUAUGAUCGCAGCCAACACGCCAACAUGAUGAAGGUGUGGUGUCAGCAAACAUCAACAGAAAGUUGUAAAGUGUUAGCGUCCGGUCUCAGCACAAAAGCUCAGGGGCCAAAAUUCUUCAUCUGGAACCAUCCUGACUCUCACUACUUCACUGUCAUCAUGACUGCAAGCACAGUGAGAGACUCGGGUCUCUAUUACUGUGGGAUCCAUGACAAUCGUGGAACAAUCACUGUUAUAAAAACCAUCCGCCUGGUGGUGACAAGAG